Molecule: messenger RNA, 873 nt
Organism: Marchantia polymorpha subsp. ruderalis
Lineage: Eukaryota; Viridiplantae; Streptophyta; Marchantiopsida; Marchantiales; Marchantiaceae
Source: the annotation of a GenBank genome assembly
CGGGGUCGAGCGCCUUCCUCUCUCUCUUUCGCUCGCAGCUGCUGCUGAGCUCGUCUGUCGUCGAAGCCCUUUGAAUUUGGGGAAGUUUCCCGUGGAUUAUCGCAGUCAGGAGGGAUGCCGGCUGGUCAUGGUUUGAGGUCUCGAACGAGAGACUUGUUCUCUCGUCCCUUCAGACACAAAGGUUACAUUCACCUUACCACAUACCUCAGAAAUUACAAGAUCGGCGACUACGUCGACAUCAAGGUGAACGGAGCUGUCCACAAGGGUAUGCCCCACAAAUUUUACCAUGGCCGAACCGGAGUCGUAUGGAACGUAACCAAGCGUGCUGUAGGCGUUGUAAUGAACAAACAGGUUGGAAACAGAAUCAUCAGGAAGCGAAUUCAUGUGCGUAUUGAGCACGUGCAACCUUCCCGUUGCCGAGAAGAUUUCAUCGAGAGAAGGAAGCGCAAUGCCGUGAUGAAGGCCGAGGCUAAAGCUCAGGGUGUGAAGGUUCACACGAAGAGACAGCCAGAGGGACCUAAGCCCGGAUUCGUUUUGGGAGAGAGCGCCGUCUUGGAGACCGUUACCCCCAUUCCCUACGAUGUCGUCAACGACCUCAAGGGAGGUUAUUGAUUGUAAUCAUUCAAUGUCUGAUUUCUGCAGACUUUUUUUGGAAGAAACGGAUACAGAAGAUGUCUACGUGUUUAGGUGCUCUUUUGAGUGAGUGACUAUACAAAUCUUUCAACUCGUCACAUCUACAUGGAUUCAAGGACACCUCGUAUUUUGAUGGGCUCUUGUGCGUUCUGGAAUACUAUCUUCGCCACCUACUCGUCUGUCGUUACCUACAUUUUUGCAAUGUCGUAGAAUCCUUCCUCUGCGGCUUUCACCUCCGUG